AUGGCCUCCGCCAUCAACGACGACGAACUCUCCAUCUCCCUUCCUCAAAAUGAACACACCCGGCCCAGACCAUCUUUACCCGCGGUCGCUUGUCCUCCUUCGCGGCAGAGAAGCGGUCAGACGCCUGUGGCAGACUCUCCAGGCACCAUCCGAUCCAUGAAUCGGUUACAUCAGUACAGCUUUGUCCGCAACAUCGGUGAAGGCUCGUUUGGUAAAGUCAAACUGGCGAGGCAUAAGGUUACCGGGCAAGAGGUUGCAAUGAAGACCAUCAAUCGACGCAAAUUGAUCAGUCGAGACAUGGCCGGCCGCAUCGAACGUGAGAUUCAGUACCUGCAAUUACUGCGACAUCCGCACAUCAUCAAACUGUACACGGUGAUCACCACCAAGACGGACAUAUACAUGGUUCUGGAAUAUGUGCCAAUGGAACUGUUUGAUUACAUCGUCAAACAUGGUCGGCUAGGAGAGGCCAAGGCCCGCAAGCUAUUUCAACAGAUCAUUUGCGCCGUCGAAUAUUGCCAUCGACACAAGAUCGUGCACCGAGAUUUGAAGCCGGAAAAUCUUCUGCUUGAUAAAAACAUGAACGUCAAGAUUGCCGAUUUUGGGCUAAGCAAUAUCAUGACCGAUGGCAAUUUCCUCAAGACCAGCUGUGGAAGCCCGAACUACGCUGCACCCGAAGUUAUUGGCGGAAAGUUGUAUGCUGGGCCGGAAGUCGACGUUUGGAGUUGCGGAGUCAUCCUCUACGUUUUCCUUGUCGGCCGACUUCCCUUUGAUGACGAAUUUAUCCCGGCACUGUUCAAGAAAAUCCAGGCCGGGACAUUCCAUAUUCCGUCGCAGACGCCUCCGGGUGCGGUGAACCUCAUCAAACGUUGUCUGCAGGUGCAUCCCGUCCACCGUAUCACUAUCCCCGAGAUCCGACAAGAUGAAUGGUUUGUCAAGGAUCUCCCGGCUUAUCUGGUUGAUCCGGUCGAAGAAUUUUUGGACACGGGAGUUGACCCCAGUAAAGCAAUCGACCCUAGACAACUGGCGCCUGGGAAACCGCCCGAGGUCGUCGAGAGGAUCCAUGAGCAGGUCGUUGGAAAGCUUGGUCGGACCAUGGGUUAUGCCAGAGAAGAUGUCAAGGACGCUCUUAGCAAAGAUGAACCAAGCGCCAUCAAAGAUGCCUAUCUUAUUGUGAGGGAGAAUCAACUGAUGAUUGACACGCAACAAUACCGAGCCGAAAAUCCUGAGCUCGAGUUGUUCAUGGCUUCUUCACCACCCGUCGAACCUAACUUUCCUGGGUUUCCUGGUUCGCCGCCCGCGGGUCGAAGAUACCAGGACGAUGUGAAACCGCUUACGCCGACACGAGGGGAAGGCCACCGAUCAAGCCGCACAUUGUCCGAGACGCCUUCAUUCCGAGAGGAAGAGAAGCCCAGGAUCUCGAAUGUCCGCGUCUUGAACACAUCCCUUCCUCAUGUCCACGAGGAACUGAUGCAAAUCCGAGAAAAGGCGAAGAGCAGAGGCGAAGACCCAGACUCAAUUCUGCAUCCGUCCCAGGAGGAGAAAGACGACGCCGAAAGCCCGAUUCCGGAAGAAAUCAAGGAUGAAAAUGGAAACCCCAUUUAUCGAUCCAAAGAAGAGCAAGAAGCGACAUCCCGUGCACUCAAGCCACAUUCCAGAUCAGUGACUUCUAUGAGUGUGUUGCGAGAUCCGCAGUCCCGACCCGAAGGCUUGACGGGCAUGUCGCAAGAUGAAAGACGACCCGCGGCCUCCAAGCCCAAGCCACGAAAGUGGCAGUUCGGCAUCCGGUCUCGAAAUGCACCGUAUGAAGCGAUGAAGUGUCUUUAUGGUGCGCUCCGAGCUCAGGGGGCUGAUUGGGAAGUCAAUCCGUGGCUGCUCCCGGAGUCACUGCCCGACGGUGAAGACGACAAGGACCUCAUUCCCGCGCCGCCUCCCGAACUCGCGCCUGGGGAACGCCACGCCGUCCUCCAACAGAAGCACUCUUGGCUAGAUGAGCAUUACUACGUGCCGCGGGACCCUUGGAACAUCCGGGCCCGAGUCUUGAAGAAAGGGAUGCUGAUGCCCGGCGAAGCGCCAUCACUCUCGGCCCACAGCUCUGCUGUCAGUUUACCAGCGGAAGCACAAGACCAGCUGAAAAAACACAUUGAGCAACUGGGGGGUUAUGCUUCUGAUGAUAUUGCAAAGGCGCUGGGUGUGCAUAUCUCAAACGGGUCAACUUCCAAGGUCAAGUCACCCGGGGAGUGGAACACUCAGAAUCAGGAUGCGUUCACUGGACCCGGUCAGCCCAUGAGCCGACCGGAAAGUCUGUCAACACUGAACAAGAAGAUUCCCAGCGAGCACAUUGGGGUGUGGGUGUUCAUAGACAUUCAGUUGUAUACUUUGGAGAGUGGGACUUAUGUGGUCGACUUCAAAUGUGACGGAUACCAGAAUGUCGUUUGGCACGAUGCCAAGAGAGAGCGGGAGAAGAGCAAGACGUCCAGCAACAACAGUGUGGUUACCAGUCCGUCCGCCAGCCGACCAACAAGCGGGUUUGGAGAGCUCAGUCAUCCCAGUUCGGAUCGACUGGACGAGGAGGGGUCCGAAGGGUAUUGGAAACCAGUCAGCAAACGAUACAAGAACGUGGAAAAAGAGAUCUCGAGUCCAUAUCCGUUUCUUGACGUUGCCAGUGACCUGGUAGCUCAACUAGUAAGUCGAGGUCUCGGGCUCACAGGAAGAGAACAGCAGUGCUAA
Messenger RNA from Capronia epimyces CBS 606.96, 2727 nucleotides. RefSeq names its product CAMK/CAMKL/AMPK protein kinase. Gene Ontology annotation, molecular function: protein serine/threonine kinase activity; ATP binding. The coding region runs from base 1 to 2727 and encodes 908 amino acids. The transcript has a single exon. Gene Ontology annotation, cellular component: cytoplasm. Gene Ontology annotation, biological process: protein phosphorylation; intracellular signal transduction. The record is from RefSeq and is a predicted model, not a curated record. NCBI's taxonomy places the organism in Eukaryota, Fungi, Ascomycota, Eurotiomycetes, Chaetothyriales, Herpotrichiellaceae.